AUGUGCUCUCCCUCCCUUUCCUCUGAGAAUGGGUCAAGUUCAUCCCAGAAGCCUCUCAAGUCUGAAUUUUUCACAUUCUCCUUAACUGACAAAGAAACGAAUGCCACGCGUUUCGGGCUGUGCUUAAAUUUUCUUCGUCCCAUACCCAGAAGAAAACGUCCCUCUUUGAAUAAGCGUACUUCUCGACACACUUCGACUCAAGACUCUGGGAGCAGAUUACCAUCUACCUCUAACGAACAUUCAGUCAGUACCAAGAAACACAGUCAGUCCGACACUUCCAGCUCCUCGGACUCCGAAGACUCUGCGAGUUUGGUUGACCGACCUGAUCGCCCCUACACGCACACACUUACAUCUCUUUGCAUCGUUUCCCACUAUCCCUUCUGCAGAAAAUUCGAACAUUGCCUGCUUUUUAUAUACAAUCUUAUCCAGAAGCUUCAUGAAAGUUGCCGUCCUCGAUUCGCAGGAAGACAAACCGUUUGGUCAGCAAUUACAGGAGGAACCAUAAAUAUAUCUCAUCCGGCUGUUCGAAAAAGCAUAGACGAAAUUGACACAUGGAUUCUGCGCUUACUGAGUACGCCAUCUCCGAUUGCCGGCAGAACUUGUGUCAAGGUAUUUUUGGAGCCUUCAGAGUUCGGCGAGCCUGUGAUAUUUGCACUUCCAGACAAAAAUCGUUUCUCCCUGGUCGAUUUUCCUCUCCACCUUCCUCUACAGCUUUUAGGCGUCCAGAAAUUCCUAAAAGUGCUGUUUGCUGUCCUCCUGGAACAGAAGGUUCUGCUCCAGUCUUCCCACUGCAGUCGGCUGACAGCCUGCGUCAUGUCAUUGAUCGCACUCUUGUACCCCCUGCAGUACCUCUUUGCCGCCAUUCCGUUGUUGCCGUCAUCCUUAUAUGGAGCUGAACAGCUCCUUCAAGCACCAUCACCUUACAUUAUUGGUCUACCACGAAGUUUUCUUGACUCACGCUUCUCCUUCAAACUUCCAAGAGAUGUCCUCCUUGUGGACUUGGACACUCAAGAGUUCUACGGUACGACCGCCCAGGACACAAUCCCAAAAAUGCCAGUCGUUGAGGAGAAGGCUCUGAUGGAAAAUCUAAACAAGAUUCUACAAAGAGCCGAGGCUCUGGAUGCUCUAGAUGAUAAUCUGGAACUGGACAGCGUCAAGCCCCAGAGCUCAGAGCCGUUGGACUCUCAUGAAGGAUUUGAUCCUCUGUCAUUUGAAGCCAACCAGGACUCUAUCAACGUUGCCAUCAGGGUAGCUAUGGUCCUCUUCUUCCAUUCACCCAAUAUUCUGGGCGGCUUAACGGAGUUUACACGCACUGUGCGCAUGUAUCCGAGGCCGGUGGUCGCCUUUCAGUAUGAACGCUUCAUGAAAUCACGACUGGAGCCGUCACCUUUUACCAUCGUCGUGGCCAAAACACAGGCUGUUGAGUACUUUGCUGAGUGGUCCCUCUUUCCGGAAAAUGAGGUCUACCGUAGAAUUGCCAGUGGUGUCUAUGCGAUCUUAGUGGGAGUCUUGGGGAUAGCCAGUCAGAUACCGACGGAAGCAGUACAAGCAAUGAAGUCGCCAAUGACCAAAAUCCUCGAUCCGGUGGUGAGUGUUGUAUUCUAUUUUCCGCCUAUUCUCAAUCACUCAGCGAAUGUUGUAUCUAUUCCAUACGGUACUAUUAAGCAAAAAUAG
Molecule: messenger RNA, 1674 nt
Organism: Dibothriocephalus latus
Lineage: Eukaryota; Metazoa; Platyhelminthes; Cestoda; Diphyllobothriidea; Diphyllobothriidae
Source: the annotation of a GenBank genome assembly